AAGGUCCAAGGCUGGUAUGCACGCAAAUCGAAUCGCAGUCUCUUUUUUUUCACUUUUUGCACCAAAAUGUUUAAAACAGCCAGCUGCCAUAGCUGUACAACAGAAAGGUGGAGCUAAUAUAUCUACAUGUAGACAGUGAUAAUUGCAGAAAAUAUAACUUAGCUUAAACAAAUUUCUUAGAGAGAGGAAACAAAAUUGGAAGGUACCAAAAUGAAGGGCCGACGAAAAUAUGGCUCUCCGGCCUAUAACAGAGGUGCAGCAGCAGCAGCUACUGCUUUAAGCGGCAUUGUUUUCCAUCCUUUUGAUACCAUCAAGGUGAGAAUACAAAUGGGUCAGGGACCAAACUUCCAUUUGAUCACCAACAUGCUUAGAAAUGGAGGAAUUGCAAGUUUCUAUAAGGGAUUGUCCGCUGGGCUGCUAAGUCAAGUGACAAGUUCAGCUGUUUGCAGUUACUCACUCAAGUAUGUUAUGGUUGGUUCUUAUAUAGCUGAUGGUGGUAACCUAAUCAAUCCAUAUUACCGGCAGCUUUUCUGUUCGCUUACUGGCAGUGCCAUUGGAGCAGUUGUGUGUAAUCCAGCAGAGUUAGCAAUGACUCGUAUGCAAGGAGACGCAUCCUUACCUUCAGCUCUGCGCCGGAAUUACAAAAACCUGCUACAAGCAUUGUACCAAACUGCCUCAAAAGAAGGAAUUCAAGCACUCUGGAACGGCUCUGGUCCAAGUGCAUUGAGGACAAUGUCAUUAACAAUUGGACUCCGUGCCUCAUCUGAAUCUUUUAAUAUCUUCCGGCGUUACACUAAUGAUUUUAAGAUUAAUUUACUAGUGGGGAUUUUAAUCUAUGGGAUUGUGCCUCCAGCCUGUAGCAGCCCAUUCGAUUAUGUCAAAACUCAAAUGCAGAUGAUGCAGCCAGAUGCCACAGGGAGAUAUCCAUAUGCUGGUCCUCUGGAUUGUGCCAUGAAAACCCUCAAGUUUGGAGGGCCGCUUAAGUUCUACACUGGAUUUGUUGUACAGUGCUUCAAAUUCUUUCCUCAAUCCCUGCUGAUCGUCAUGCUUUAUGAUCGUGUUUUCAAGGGUGUGAAUGUGUCCUUUAGAGUGUAGCGCCUGGCGAUCAAAGUACUCGGUUUCAAGCUUGUCUACUAGUAUCUCAGAAGAAUUCAUAGAGUUGCUCGGCAAAUGUUUAUGUGCUGACUAGAAGGAUGAGAAUUGUUGGGAACUUAAUGAUAAUGCGAUUCUUUUUUCUUUCUUUCUUUCUUUCUUUUUUUUUUUUUAAAAAUAAAUAUUUUUGCAGCCAUUUGCAGAAGAUAAUAAGCAAUAGUCAUCUGAAAAGUAAUCACUUCUGAACUUCAUUUUAUGCUGUUUGCAUCGUUUGUAGGAGAAACCAUGUAUUUUUAAGGACUUAGUGAUUGCAACUGAAACUUGCUUGGCCUGUGGUGAGUCUGAUGACUAGUAGCC
Molecule: messenger RNA, 1449 nt
Organism: Oldenlandia corymbosa var. corymbosa
Lineage: Eukaryota; Viridiplantae; Streptophyta; Magnoliopsida; Gentianales; Rubiaceae
Source: the annotation of a GenBank genome assembly